AUGGCGGACUCCCCCUCCUUCCGCCGCCACCCGCUUCCCUUCUCCAUCGACCUGGUCCGCUGGCUCCCUUCCUCCACCUCCUCGGGCCGCCUCCUCGCCGCCGCCGUCCACGACCUCUCCUCUUCCCAACUCCAUCUCCUCCCCCUCCCCGACCCUGCCUCCCCGCUCGCCUCCCUCCCGCUCCCCUCCCGAGCCACCGCCCUCCGCUGCUCCCCAUCCGUGCUCGCCGCGGCCACCUCCUCCGGCUCCCUCCACCUCCUCCCCUCCUCCUUCGACGCCGGCUCGGCGAUAUCCGUUCCCAGCGGCGCGGGGUUCCACGUGGGGCCCGUGCGCGGGCUUGACUGCGGCGGGGAGGAGUGGGUGACGGCGGGGGAGGACGGCAGGGUGCACGUGGUUUCCGGUGGCGGCGACGGCAGGGUGGUCGCGAAGAGGGUUUGGGAUGGGAAGGGAAUGUCGGGGUAUGAGGCGGCGAGGUGGGCGUCGUCCGCGGAGUUCGCCACCGGCGGCGCCGGCUGCGGCGUGCAGUGGUGGGACCGGAGGAAGGGGGACGCCGUGGUGGCGCAGUGCAAGGGCAUCUGGGGUCGUGGCAUUGCCACUGGCAUGGUGCAUUCCAUUGAUAUCCAUCCAUCAAGAAAGCAUAUCUGUGUGGUGGGAGGCUCCUCAGGGACAAUAUUUGCUUGGGACCUACGCUGGCAACAACAACCAAUACCGCUCUCUGGUGUAGGCCUUGAUGGAACAGCACAAUCUGUGUGUGAGAGUGAGGUCUGGGAGGUUCUUUUUGAUAACUACACACAGUCUUCUGAUAUUAUUUCAUCUGCCUCAACACGAAUGUUACCUGUGAUGAUGUGCUCAGAGGAUGGAAUCCUUGCAAUUGUCGAACAAGACGAGAGACCUCUUGAAUUGCUUGCCGAACCCUGUGCUAUCAACUCCUUUGAUAUUGAUCCUCAGAACCCUUCUGAUGUGGUCUGUGCCCUGGAAUGGGAAUCAAUUGGUGUUCUAACACGGGGAAGGGAUGCAAUGGCAGAAGAAUGAAGAGUUUCACUCUAAUGAUUUCUUUAAAUGCCCCUGUGUGAUUUCCUGUAAUUGCCUGGGGUGCAACUACUUGAGAAAUCCGGGUAAGCCAUCUUAUGAGGAUGACAUGCUGAUCAAUUUGUUUUUUUUUUUUGGGAAGACCCAAUUUGUUACUCAUCGGCUACAAUCGUAUGGAAGAGUGUUUGGCAUUUAUUUGGUCCAUCGACUUUGUGUAAGCCUCUGCUGCUGGAAGAGUAUACGCUGGAAGUUUAAUUCACUGGUUUGAACAAGUUAUGUUGUCAUUGUAAUUGCAGAUAGUAGAAAAACUUGUUGAACGCUAGAUCAUUCUUGGCUGCAUAACGGUGCUUACCAGAUCAGAGCUGGAAAUCAGAUGCUGCUGUUUAGUUCAGAAUUUCUGUGUACUGAAUGCCUGAAUCUAUGCUGUCUUCAUAGAACACCACUAUUUUACAA
Brachypodium distachyon (stiff brome) is the source of this 1482-nucleotide messenger RNA. Its product is annotated as nuclear pore complex protein NUP43. The transcript is spliced from 5 exons. The coding region runs from base 1 to 1032 and encodes 343 amino acids. Lineage: Eukaryota; Viridiplantae; Streptophyta; Magnoliopsida; Poales; Poaceae. Gene Ontology annotation, cellular component: nuclear pore outer ring. The record is from RefSeq and is a predicted model, not a curated record. Gene Ontology annotation, molecular function: protein binding.